This is a messenger RNA of Cotesia glomerata, 1874 nucleotides long. Its product is annotated as odorant receptor 83a-like. NCBI's taxonomy places the organism in Eukaryota, Metazoa, Arthropoda, Insecta, Hymenoptera, Braconidae. Gene Ontology annotation, cellular component: plasma membrane. Gene Ontology annotation, biological process: sensory perception of smell; detection of chemical stimulus involved in sensory perception of smell. The record is from RefSeq and is a predicted model, not a curated record. Gene Ontology annotation, molecular function: olfactory receptor activity; odorant binding. The coding region runs from base 495 to 1805 and encodes 436 amino acids. The transcript is spliced from 7 exons.
AAUAAUUUAUUAACAAUUAAUAAAGCUUAUUAAAUAUCAAAAAAUCCUUCUAUCAGUGUAGAUGGUUAAAGCCACGAUUCCACUUCAUGAUUUUUACAAUAAAAAUAAUUUUAUAUACGUGGAAUGUUUUUGUAAAGCAAUAAAGUAUUCUCAGCCACAAUUUUAGUUAAUACAAAAGAAAACGAUGUUCAAACUGCGGAAGGUGUUUGUACAAUGAAACGAAGCUGAGUAAAAAAAAAAAAUUACACCUCCCUACUUACAAUCGGCGCCGUGAUGGCGAAGACUACUUAUUUUUAGUUAAAAAGUCUACCAUUUGCUUUUAAAUAAUUCACGAGGGGGAUAAAAAGUGUAAGAGGUGUGAAACUAAACGGAUUUUAACAAAGCAUCUAUUUAUAGUGAUACAUUGUAUUCACUUUUUCGCGCCCACCUGACUUUACUUUAUUGCAAAAAGAAAAUAAACUUAAACGUUAAUAUUGAAUUUCAUUUACUGAAAAAUGAUGGGUGCGAACGUUGAAAUUCAUCGGAGGGUUAUAAAUAUUACUAUUCCAAUGUUGAGAUAUUGUGCAGUUUGGCCAUGCUCUGCAUCAACAUCUGCAGUCAUAAAAAUUAUUAACGGCUUGUACAUAAUUUUUAAUUUUGUGCUCCUUAUUCUUUACUUGAUAAGUCUGGCUUUUGACUUGUACUACAACUCUACAGAUAUGAAUGUCUAUGGUAACGACGGAUGCUACGUUUUAGGCACAGUCAUGAUUAUGUUUAAAGGAUACAAGUUCCGAAUGAUGUAUGAAAAACUUUCAACGCUCAUUGAUGAUGUCUAUGGUCCAAUCGACACAUUAAUAAGGACUUCAGAUCGAGGAAUGGUAGCUACCAUCAAACACAGUAUAUUUUUUGAAUUCAUCCAUUUCUCUGCAUUUUUGACUGGAUGUCUAUCACUUUCGUUCACCAUAAUCGUAUUGACACCUCGAGAAAAAGGGGAGCUCCCGAUUAGAGGAGUAUACCCUUUUAAUUCAACCGUAACGCCGUACAAUGAAAUGGCGCUGUUUUAUCAAUCUUACUGUGUAAUCUACUGUCUCCUAAUAAUAGUGGCGCUGGACAUAAUGAUAAUAGCCUUCAUUAGAUGGGUGACGGUUCAAAUGAAAGCAUUAACGGCGAAUUACAAAAAUUGCAAUUCUGAAACAGCGAAACGUGCGACUUUAAUUUCAGCAGCAGAAACAUUGAAAAUGAUUAAUGGAUUUCAGUCAUGGAAGAUAACUGAUGAUGAUUUAGAAAUACGGACAUUUUUGUCUUUUGAUAAGAGCGAGGCUGAAGAUAGUGAUGAUGGGUUUGUUUGGCGAUUCAAAACCUGUGUUAAACAUCAUCAGAGACUUUUGAAGCUCAUGCUUAAUCUUAAUGCUACUCUCAGUCCCUUUAUAUUGGUACAGUUUGGAAUCAGUACGUUGAUUAUAUGCGUGAGCGGUUUCCAAUGGAUUUCAAAUACAGGCAAUCACGGGAAUUUAAUUAAGUAUACAGUAUUUUUAGUAAUAUGCUUCGCUGAACUAUUAUUUUGGUGUUUUUAUGGCGACGCUUUUAAUUAUACCGCAGACGCUAUAACGCACAGCCAAUGGAUGUCUGGUUGGGAAGAUGAAUUUAACAAAAAAACAAAUUACAAUAUCAGUAACCUAUUGACGAUUCCGAUGAAUCAAUCGAUCAGACGCUUGGAAAUAAAAGCUUUCGGAAUGUUUUCUUUGUCCAUGCCGACAUUUCUUUCAGUUGUCAAAAGCUCGUAUUCUGUUUUAGUACUUAUGACCACAGCUACUGAAGAAGAAUAAAUGUCUUUUCUGAUUUUUGUUUAAUUUAAAAAAAGUUACGGGAUAAAACAUAAAAAAUCAUUCGAUAAU